CUGAGAGCUGAAUGUUCAUGAUGAACUAAAACACUGUUUAUGUUUGUAACUGCAGGAUUUGAUGAGUGUGUUUAAAUACGUUUUAUUAUUAUUUUAAAUGGCGGACAGCGGGGAGUGGCAGCACGUAAAGCGAGGCAGAAAGAUCAGAGGAAAAGGAAAAGUGUGUGUGAUGGAAAAAGCUGAAGAUUGUGAGGACAUUCAACAAGACAAACGCAGAAUUACAGAUGCAAUGAAUGAUCUGAGGUGUGAAGACUUUUGGGCUGAAUGGCAAGAGAUCUUGUGUGGCUGCCUGACUGAAACCGUAGAUGAAACGACAGCAGGAAAUGAAUGUUCUCUGUACUGUGUGUGUUACGGCCUGGGCAAUUUCUCAUCCUGUGUAUCUGCCAGAUACCAGCUUGCGAUGUUGCUACUGCUGUUGGGUGCAUUGCAGAUCCCCGUAGAGCGGUGCUGCAUGUACGACCCUGUGUUCACGGGGUCAGAAUGUAAGACUCUCAGAGAGCUGGGCUUUACUGUGCUGACUGAAAAUGAGGAAGGAAAGCGAGCAGUAAGCCAGCCCACCCUGUUCUACCUCAUGCACUGUGGAAAAGCUCUGUACAACAAUCUGCUGUGGAGCAACUGGAAGCCUCAAACCCUGCCAAAUGUCAUUGUUGUUGGCAACAGUUUUCUUGGCAUUCAGGAAAGGAUGCUUCAGAAGGAUCUUGAAAGAGACUACAGCUUCCUCUCAGAUGCGAUGAAUGUGUGUGAGGAGACGAGCCUGCCCUGCUCACAGCGUUUCCUGGAUGUGUUUAAUGACACUGCUUUAAUCCGCUUCCCAUCAAACAAGCUUCAUGAACUCUCAGAAUCCACCUGGGCCGAGCCUUCAGAGCCCCAGUACGAGAACUGCCAAGAUCUGGAAAUCAUCCGGAGAGAAAGAAGCAGCUGAAACUGACAGUGAGCGUCCUGCACACUUCAGAGCGUGUAGUGGCACCUCUCCGCCUGACGGUUCAGUCGGGCGUGGUCAUAAAUCCACACUCUCACUUCGUGUUGUCGUUUUUAUUGCCGAGUUCCCAGGCUGAAUUUGGUUACCACUUUUUGUAAAUGUACCAAGAGUAACAAACAGGGACACAGCAAGAAAAGUGCCGACUAUUUAGAAAGACAACACAUUGGUAUUGUAGACUCACUUGCAUAACCGUUUUUGUUGGCAAUCACAGUUUGCACUUAACAUUCUCAACUAUUUAAAAUAAAUGUUUGUUUUCAUGCAAGUGCAUGGUGCAAGGUGGCUCGGUGGGUAGUACUGUCGCCUCACAGCAAUAAGGUCCUGGGUUCAAUUCCCAGUCUGGGUCCUUUCUGUGUGAAGUUUGCAUGUUCUCCCUGUGUCUGCGUGGGUUUCCUUCCACAGAACUAAAAUUCCCCCUAGGUGCGAAUGUGUUUGUUUGCCUUGUGAUAGACUGGCGAACUGUCUGGGGUGUUUCCUUCCUUUGGCCCAGCGAAUCAGACCUAACGCCACCCUGAAUAGGAUAAAGUGUUGCUAAAACAAAGAACGAAUGAAUGAAUGAAUAAUUUCAUGUACAGUUGCAAUUGAAAAUAUUUAACCCCCCUUCCCUUACAAAAGAUAUUAUGUUGAUGUGUAUAGAACUGAAUGAAGAUAUCGUCGCUGUCCGAUGAAAAACACGUAUCUCCACUUUUAGCGGUUUUCACUUUUUUACAUGUGUUGAUUGUGAGUAAAAAUCUCUGUCUGUCCAUAGCAGCAAAUAUCAAAAUGACCAAUGAAAAGAUGAAAAAUCACACAAUAUCUUUAACAAGUAUCUCCAUUGGCUGCUAGACCUGUCCAUCAAAACCACGUAUCUCCUCUUCUUUCCCUUCCAGUACUGUUUGAGAAAUGCAUAAUAUUUGAUCUAUACAGUUUAUUCAGGUUAUUCAAUUGCAUGGUUGUAAACAUGAUUUAUAUUUGUACACGUAAGUCCAUUUUACAUAUGAAACCAACAGACCGACGACCUGUUAAAUAUAUAUUUUUAUUUCAGUGCUCAAUUGUAUCUAAAUGUCGCCAUCUGUGGUUUGUUUGCACUGUUACAGUCAGGGGAAAUUUUUUUUUAUUUUUCCUGAAAAGUUGAGUUUUUGGAGAUACGUGUUUUUCAUUGGACAGCGACGAUAUACAAGAUGUCCCAGUAAACGGAGAAAGAAGAUUUAAUGAUAAAUUGACUUCUGUCUAUCAAUAUUCAACCCCCAGCCUCACUACUGGUAAAACACCCUUUUGCCUUGAUAAUCUCUGAGUAGCUCACACUUCUCAUGCAAGAGCUUCCAGCUCAGUGAGGUCUGAUGGCUUUUGUGCUGCAGCAGUUCUUUAAAUCCUACCAAAGAUUUUUGUUUGGGAUUGUUGUCUUGCUGGAGAGUCAAAUUAUCACCAAGGUUAGAUUUCACCACAGCAAGCAAAACGUUCCUCCUCAGAACACCUUGGUAUUUUUGUGAAUCCAUGAUACUGUGAAGCUAAAUGCUGGCACUGUUGUGGUCACCAUUACUAAUGUUCUUUAUGAGCUCUGAGGUAGACAAACAGGAUUCAUAUUGUAAUGUACAUUAACAUGUUUUGCUUUUUAGUUUGUCUUAAGUUCAGUUUGUCAUUUGUGUCUGUGUGUGUCUAUUCAUCAGCUCAAAACAACAGACUGAAUGAUGUUUAUCAGUCCUGAAAAUACAAAUUGUUCAGUGUUAAUGAUAAUUUUGACAUUGUCCACCUAACAUGUUUGAGGAAACUGAUGCUUAAAUCACAACGUUUUUCUAACAGGUCAAGCAAAAUGAAACCGACUGCAGUGGCACCAAGAGAACAUCCUGAGUUAGAGUUUUGUAAAUAUUUAAUACUAAACUAUGUUGUAAUUUGCAUGUGUAAAUAAAGGUGUUGCUAACGGUG
This is a messenger RNA of Trichomycterus rosablanca, 2878 nucleotides long. RefSeq names its product SRR1 domain containing (gene srrd). The transcript is spliced from 7 exons. The coding region runs from base 98 to 922 and encodes 274 amino acids. Lineage: Eukaryota; Metazoa; Chordata; Actinopteri; Siluriformes; Trichomycteridae. Gene Ontology annotation, cellular component: nucleus; cytoplasm. The record is from RefSeq and is a predicted model, not a curated record. Gene Ontology annotation, biological process: microtubule-based process.